AUGACAUCUGCAGCGUCUGUCUUCAUCCUGACAUGUUUGAUCGUAGGAGAAACUGCUCAGACAGUUGCUCUGGAAUCAUCUUCAUCUGUUCAUCAUGAGAGACGAGAAACUGGAGAGAAUCUGACUUUACAAUGUGCCAUAGAAAAUAUUAGUUUUACUUGGCUUUAUUGGUUCAAGCAAACUCUUGGAGAAAAACUGAGGCCCAUCUCUUAUUUCAACAAAAGUGGAAAUUUCCAUGGCUUCAGUGGUGAGUUUAACAAUCCACGUUUCACACUGAAAAGUCAAAACAGUAAAAACGAAAUAACAAUCUCAGAUUUGCAAAUGUCAGACUCAGCUACAUAUCACUGCAUAUGUUCAAAUGAAUACAUGAUAGAAAUUCUAGCAACCAUCACAGUCAGUGUGAAGGGUUCAGGUGUGAGCGUCCCAGCUCUGGUCCAUCAGUCAGAGUCUGAAACCAUCCAGCCAGGAGGCUCUGUGACUCUGAACUGUACAGUCCACACUGGGACCUGUGAUGGAGAACACAGUGUUUACUGGUUCAGAAACUCUGAGGAAGCUCAUCCAGGACUCAUUUACACCCAUGGAGGCAGGAAUGAUCAGUGUGAGAGGAACCCUCACUCACACACUCACACUUGUGUCUACAACUUGGCCAUGAGGAGCCUGAAUCUUUCUCAUGCUGGGACCUACUACUGCGCUGUGGUCUCAUGUGGACACAUACUGUUUGGAGACGGGACCAAGCUGGACUUUGGAGAUGAGGUGAGCUCUGGUGUCUUGGUGUAUUCUCUGAGUGGAGCUUUGAUAUCUGCAGUUAUCCUGAUAGUUGUCCUGGCCUUCUUAUUGUACAAGAUGAACAACAGAAACAGCAGCAAAUCUGAUGAGUCUUCCUCCUCUACAGCAGAGGAUGACCAAAACCUCCAGCAGCUCUAUCCUGCUGCAGUCAACGUGACCAAGAGAUCAAGAAGACAGAGAGAUCUGACCUGGAGUGAAUGUGUGUACCACACCUUAAGGAAGUACGUUCUAGCCACCAUCACAGUCAGUGUGAAGGGUUCAGGUGUGAGCGUCCCAGCUCUGGUCCAUCAGUCAAAGUCAGAAACCAUCCAGCCAGGAGGCUCUGUGACUCUGAACUGUACAGUCCACAGUCGGACCUACUACAGCACUGUGGUCUCAUGUGAACACAUACUGUUUGGAGACGGGACCAAGCUGGACUUUGGAGAUGAGGUGAGCUCUGGUGUCUUGGUGUAUUCUCUGAGUGGAGCUUUGAUAUCUGCAGUUAUCCUGAUAGUUGUCCUGGCCUUCUUAUUGUACAAGAUGAACAAAAGAAUCUGCUUCUUAUCUCCAGGUAUGAUCACUAACACUGUUAGUAUCUUCCUGUUUUCACUAAGUCUUCAUUCUGAAUUCAAGAGUGAUUUCUGUGUUUCACCAUCAGAGACACAAGCAAGAUUUUCAGCUCCCUCCACAACAAACAUGGAGGGUAACAGAGGAGCAGACGACGUCUCUUAUGCUGCUCUGAACGUUAACAUGCCCAACACAUCAAGAAGACAGAGAAACACAGCCAGAGAUGAAUGUGUGUAUUCCAGUGUGAGGCAGUAGAAGUCACCAUGGUUC
Messenger RNA from Cheilinus undulatus (humphead wrasse), 1602 nucleotides. RefSeq lists its product as uncharacterized. The coding region runs from base 1 to 1587 and encodes 528 amino acids. NCBI's taxonomy places the organism in Eukaryota, Metazoa, Chordata, Actinopteri, Labriformes, Labridae. The transcript has 8 exons. Gene Ontology annotation, biological process: response to bacterium. The record is from RefSeq and is a predicted model, not a curated record.